AGGCUGCUCCGUCCCAUUGUUGCAGGCUUUAUUUUGCAGGGGUUGCCAUGGUGACCCAGUCCCAUGACAGCCCUGCAACCUGAAGCUGCCAGUCAGGUCCGGCAGGUAACUGUGACGGCGACUGCUGAGGCAGGUGGGCGAGAAUAAAAGGAAACGAAGACUUUAGAACCAAGUUUUAGACGCUGAUCAAUGAUUGACUGAGUGAGAUGAGAAAGUAAUUCAAGAUGGAGGACGGCAGAGAGACUCAAGACCCGGAGGCCUCGGAGGCCCUGGAGCACGAGGAUGACGGGACGUUUACAACGAUCUCUCUAGACGACUCAGCGGACGUCGGAUCUGCAGCCCUGUAUACCAAACAGGAAAACACACUUUUCAUCAUGAACUGCGACAUAGACGGAGACAUGGAGAACCAGGUGGAGAUGGAGGAGAAGACGAGGUUGAUAAAUCAAGUUUUGGAACUUCAGCACACACUAGAAGACUUGUCAGCGCGAGUCGACGCCGUCAAGGAGGAGAACUUGAAGCUCAAGUCGGAGAACCAGGUCUUGGGUCAGUACAUCGAGAACCUGAUGUCGGCCUCUAGUGUCUUCCAGACCACCGACACCAAGAGCAAACGGAAGUGAUCGGGUCCCGAAGGAAACUCGACGUCCGGGAUCAGCAGGUGUGAAAAGAACCAACCUCUGAGAUGUCGCGGAGGUGGUUUUGGUUUCUCAGCAGAACUUUUGAGUUUUUUGUAACCCGAGUAGGAACUAAAAACAUGUAAAUAUGAAUUAAAACAAAUUAAUGUUUGUAAAUUAUUUCACAGCUGCUUUUUCUGUUUUAAGAAAAUUUUGUUUUCCUGUGAACUUCAAAUAUUAUUUUUGUCUGUAACACUUGCGUUAUGUUAAAAUAUCAAACAAUUUUUUGACCAUAGACCCUGCUUACAACCGUCUUAUUUAUUUUGUAAAGUAUUUUGUGGAUCAAAUACUUGGGUUGAUCUUGGAUCUCAUGGCUGUCACGCUCGACUGUAUUCCUACAAUUAGAGGCCGAUAAUCUGAACAGUGUUUAGUAGAAUGAAAACUGUAAACCUUGUGACUGAAACCUGAAGUGUUUAUAAUGCAGGUUUGCAAAUCUAAUAAAACGUCAACCAUUCACUCACUAAA
This is a messenger RNA of Nematolebias whitei (Rio pearlfish), 1136 nucleotides long. RefSeq names its product short coiled-coil protein a (gene scoca). Lineage: Eukaryota; Metazoa; Chordata; Actinopteri; Cyprinodontiformes; Rivulidae. The record is from RefSeq and is a predicted model, not a curated record. The coding region runs from base 225 to 617 and encodes 130 amino acids. Gene Ontology annotation, cellular component: trans-Golgi network. The transcript is spliced from 4 exons.